UCGGCGGGCAGGGGUCUGACACCCCGACCCUAGGCUCCGACGCGCGAUACAGACGGGAUGGCCUCGGAAGUGGUGUGCGGGCUCGUCUUCAGGCUGCUGCUGCCCAUCUGCCUGGCAGUAGCAUGUGCAUUCCGAUACAAUGGACUCUCCUUUGUCUACCUCAUCUACCUCUUGCUCAUUCCUCUGUUCUCAGAACCAACAAAAACUACAAUGCAAGGACAUACAGGACGCUUGUUAAAGUCUCUUUGCUUCACCAGUCUUUCUUUCCUGUUGCUUCACAUCAUUUUUCACAUCACAUUGGCUAGUCUUGAAGCUCAACACCGCAUUGCACCUGGUUACAACUGUUCAACCUGGGAGAAAACAUUUCGGCAGAUAGGCUUUGAAAGCUUAAAAGGUGCUGAUGCUGGCAAUGGAAUCAGAGUAUUUGUACCUGAUAUCGGCAUGUUCAUUGCAAGUCUCACCAUCUGGCUCAUCUGUAGAAACAUUGUUCAGAAACCAGUGACAGAAGAAGCCGUACAGUAUAACUCGGAGUUUGAAAAUGAAGAAUUGGUAGAGGGAGAAAAAAUAGAUCCCGAAGAGGCGCUGAUUUAUGAAGAAGAUUUAGAUGAUGGAGCUGGUGUUGAAAGGGAGUUGGAAGAAAGCACAAAAUUAAAAAUGUUCCGCAGGCUCGCCUCUGUGGCGUCCAAGCUUAAGGAGUUUAUCGGCAACAUGAUAACCACUGCAGGAAAGGUGGUUGUGACCAUUUUACUGGGGUCAUCAGGGAUGAUGCUGCCAUCUUUGACUUCAUCUGUGUAUUUCUUUGUAUUUUUGGGUCUGUGCACUUGGUGGUCCUGGUGCCGGACCUUUGAUCCAUUGUUGUUCAGCUGCCUCUGUGUUCUACUGGCUAUUUUCACUGCGGGACACCUGAUUGGACUUUAUUUAUACCAGUUUCAGUUCUUCCAAGAAGCGGUUCCACCUAAUGACUACUAUGCUAGGUUGUUUGGUAUCAAAUCAGUUAUUCAAACAGACUGUUCUAGCACUUGGAAGAUCAUAGCAAACCCAGACCUGUCGUGGUAUCAUCAUGCCAACCCCAUCCUCCUGCUGGUGAUGUACUAUACGUUGGCAACUCUGAUUCGCAUCUGGCUUCAGGAACCCCUCGUGCUGGAGGAGAAGACCAAGGAAGAGGACAGGUCACUGGCCUGCAGUCCCAUCCAGAUCACUGCAGACAGGAGGCGCAGCCUGUGGUAUGCUACGCAUUACCCGACCGACGAAAGAAAACUUUUGUCAAUGACCCAAGAUGACUACAAACCAUCUGAUGGCCUUCUGGUGACUGUGAAUGGCAAUCCCGUGGAUUACCACACCAUCCACCCCAGUCUGCCCAUUGAGAAUGGGCCUGCCAAAGCCGACCUGUACUCCACCCCGCAGUACCGCUGGGAGCCCUCUGAUGACACCUCGGAAAAAAAAGAGGAGGAAGAGGAUGACAAAGAGGAAUAUGAAGAGGAAAGAAGCUUUGAGGAGAAGAAAAGUGUUAAAGUUCAUGCCAUGGUCUCUGUGUUCCAGUUUAUUAUGAAACAAAGUUACAUCUGUGCCCUUAUUGCUAUGAUGGCUUGGAGCAUCACCUAUCACAGCUGGUUGACUUUCGUGUUGUUGAUUUGGUCCUGCACUCUUUGGAUGAUUCGUAACAGAAGAAAAUAUGCCAUGAUCAGCUCUCCUUUCAUGGUUGUUUAUGGAAAUCUGUUGCUGAUAUUGCAAUAUAUAUGGAGUUUUGAACUUCCUGAAAUUAAAAAGGUCCCAGGAUUUUUGGAAAAGAAAGAGCCAGGAGAACUUGCCUCAAAAAUACUUUUCACCAUUACUUUUUGGCUGCUGCUAAGGCAGCAUCUUACAGAGCAAAAAGCUCUUCAAGAAAAGGAAGCUCUUUUAUCUGAGGUCAAAAUCGGCGAAAGUCAAGAAAGUGAAGAAAAAGAUGAUGAGCAGGACAUCAAAGUGGAAGGGGAAACUGAAAAGAAGGAUGAGGAAGAGAGAGCUAAGGAAGAGAAGCAUGAGGAAGAGGAAGCUAAGGAAGAGAAGCAAGAAAGAAUAAAGGAAGAGGAAGCAGAAAUGGAUGAAGAUGAUGACCAGGACAUCAUGAAGGUGUUGGGCAAUUUGGUGGUGGCCAUGUUCAUCAAGUACUGGAUCUAUGUCUGUGGAGGAAUGUUCUUCUUUGUCAGCUUUGAGGGUAAAAUUGUGAUGUACAAGAUCAUCUACAUGGUGCUGUUUCUGUUCUGUGUGGCCUUAUAUCAGGUACAUUAUGAAUGGUGGAGACGAAUGCUAAAAUAUUUUUGGAUGUCAGUGGUUAUUUACACGAUGCUGGUGCUUAUCUUUAUCUAUACAUAUCAGUUUGAAAACUUCCCAGGCCUAUGGCAAAAUAUGACUGGGCUGAAAAAAGAAAAGCUCGAGGAUCUUGGUUUAAAACAGUUUACUGUGGCAGAACUAUUCACACGCAUAUUCAUCCCCACCUCCUUUCUGCUAGUGUGCAUUUUACACCUUCACUAUUUUCAUGAUCGGUUCCUCGAACUCACAGACCUGAAGUCCAUUCCCAGAAAAGAAGACAGCGCCAUCUACAGCCACGCCAAAGUUAAUGGGCGUGUCUAUCUAAUUAUAAAUAGCAUCAAGAAAAAAUUACCAAUCCACCAAAAUGAACUGGCUCACCCAGAAGGAAGCCUCCCAGACCUCACCAUGAUGAAUUACACAGCCAGCCUGGAGAAGCUGGAAAUGAAGAAGUUGACAGAUCCUGAGGAGGAAAAGCUAGAAGGUUUCUCUGAAAAAGAGGAGAAGGGGGAGCUGGAGAAAGACAGUGAGGAUGAGGAAGAAGAGGUGGAAGAGGAAGAAGAAGAGACAUCAGAUUUGAGGAACAAAUGGCAUUUGGUGAUUGACCGCCUCACUGUGCUCUUCUUAAAAUUCCUGGAGUAUUUUCACAAGCUACAAGUGUUCAUGUGGUGGAUUUUAGAGCUGCACAUCAUCAAAAUUGUAUCAUCAUACAUUAUCUGGGUUACAGUGAAAGAGGUGUCCCUAUUCAAUUAUGUAUUUUUGAUUUCUUGGGCUUUUGCUCUGCCAUAUGCCAAGCUACGCCGUCUGGCUUCAAGUGUCUGCACUGUCUGGACAUGUGUGAUCAUCGUCUGCAAAAUGUUAUACCAGCUUCAAACCAUUAAUCCUGAGAACUUUUCAGUUACCUGUACCUGGCCAAAUGAAAAUCAAACAAAUAUACCACUCAACCAGCUGAACAUGUCUCUGCUGUACAGUGCUCCUAUCGAUCCAACGGAGUGGGUUGGCCUGAGAAAGUCUUCCCCUUUGCUGGUCUACCUAAGGAAUAAUCUCCUGAUGUUGGCCAUUCUGGCCUUCGAGGUCACAAUUUACCGUCAUCAGGAAUACUAUCGAGGGCGGAACAACCUGACAGCCCCGGUGUCUAAAACCAUCUUCCAUGACAUUACACGGCUCCAUUUAGAUGAUGGAAUUGUUAAUUGUGCCAAAUAUUUCAUAAAUUACUUCUUUUACAAGUUUGGUCUGGAGACCUGUUUCCUAAUGUCAGUAAAUGUAAUUGGUCAGCGAAUGGAUUUCUAUGCCAUGAUUCAUGCCUGCUGGCUGAUCGCUGUCUUGUAUCGACGCAGAAGAAAAGCCAUCGCAGAGGUCUGGCCCAAGUACUGCUGCUUCCUAGCGUGUAUAAUCACCUUCCAGUAUUUUGUCUGCAUAGGCAUCCCUCCUGCCCCUUGCAGAGAUUAUCCAUGGAGAUUCAAAGAUGCCAACUUCAAUAACAACAUCAUAAAGUGGCUGUAUUUCCCAGACUUCAUUGUACGGCCCAACCCUGUGUUUCUCGUCUAUGACUUCAUGCUCCUUCUCUGCGCCUCCUUACAAAGGCAGAUUUUUGAGGAUGAAAAUAAAGCAGCAGUGCGAAUCAUGGCAGGGGACAAUGUCGAGAUUUGCAUGAACCUUGAUGCAGCCUCCUUCAGCCAGCAUAAUCCUGUGCCAGAUUUCAUUCACUGCAGGUCUUACUUAGACAUGUCCAAAGUGAUCAUCUUCAGCUACCUCUUUUGGUUUGUCCUCACUAUCAUCUUCAUCACUGGGACAACCAGAAUCAGCAUCUUUUGCAUGGGCUACUUGGUGGCCUGCUUCUAUUUCCUGCUCUUUGGGGGUGAUUUGCUAUUGAAACCCAUCAAGAGCAUCCUGCGCUACUGGGACUGGCUGAUUGCAUACAAUGUUUUCGUGAUCACAAUGAAAAACAUACUGUCAAUAGGAGCAUGUGGAUACAUUGAGCACUUGGUUAAAAAUAGCUGUUGGUUGAUUCAGGCUUUCAGCCUGGCUUGUACGGUUAAAGGCUAUAAAAUGCCUAAUCCUGAUAUGUCAUGUAAACUUCCCAGUGGUGAGGCAGGAAUUAUUUGGGACAGCAUAUGUUUUGCAUUCCUCCUGUUGCAGAGAAGAGUUUUCAUGAGUUACUAUUUCCUACAUGUUGUAGCUGAUAUAAAAGCCUCACAGAUUCUGGCAUCAAGAGGGGCGGAGCUCUUCCAGGCCACAAUUGUAAAGGCUGUCAAAGCAAGAAUUGAGGAAGAGAAAAAGUCAAUGGACCAGCUGAAGAGGCAGAUGGAUCGCAUCAAGGCCAGACAACAGAAAUACAAAAAGGGUAAGGAGAGGAUGCUGAGCUUGACCCAAGAAUCAGGGGAAGGCCAGGACAUCCAAAAUAUCUCCGAAGAAGAUGAUGAAAGAGAAGCAGACAAACAGAAAGCCAAGGGCAAAAAAAAGCAGUGGUGGCGGCCUUGGGUUGAUCAUGCUUCCAUGGUCAGGAGUGGAGAUUAUUAUUUGUUUGAAACGGAUAGUGAAGAGGAAGAAGAAGAAGAAUUAAGAAAGGAAGAUGAAGAACCUCCACGAAAGUCAGCCUUCCAGUUCGUUUACCAAGCCUGGAUCACAGACCCUAAAACAGCACUCCGACAGAGGCGCAAAGAGAAAAGGCGAAAUGCAAGAGAAGAACAGAAGAGAAGGAGGAAGGCAUCUGGGGGUGGUCCCGCGGAGUGGGAAGACCGAGAGGAGGAAAUGGUCAAAAAGAAAUCUGAUGGACCAGAUAAUAUCAUCAAGAGGAUAUUUAAUAUUUUGAAAUUUACCUGGGUUCUGUUUCUGGCCACGGUGGACAGCUUCACGACUUGGCUUAACUCCAUCUCAAGGGAGCACAUUGAUAUCUCGACAGUUCUGAGAAUUGAAAGGUGCAUGCUGACUAGAGAAAUUAAAAAGGGCAACGUUCCCACUCGGGAGAGCAUCCACAUGUACUAUCAGAACCACAUCAUGAAUCUUUCCAGAGAGUCAGGACUGAACACAAUUGAUGACCAUCCUGGCCCCUCUUCAGGGGCCCAGACAGCCCACAGGAUGGAUAGCUUAGACUCACAUGACAGUAUCUCCAGUGAGCCCACGCAGUGCACCCUGCUCUACUCACGCCAGGGGACCACAGAAACUAUAGAGGAGGUGGAGACCGAGCAGGAUGAGGAGGCAGGGGCCAUCGCAGGCCCUGAAGAGGGAGCAGGAACUGAGAUGGAUGUAGGCCCUGAGGAGGGUGCUGAAGAGGAGGAGGUGGGCCUCACCCCUGACACAGAGUUGCUCCAAUACUCCACUGAGGAGGGUGAUGUGGAGGUGCCCCCCUCCUACAGCAAGGCAGUCAGCUUUGAGCACCUGUCCUUCGGCUCUCCAGAUGGCUGUGGAGGUCAGAACCACAUGGCAGUCAGCCCUGAUGACAGUCGUUCCGACAGGCUGGACUUCGGCAUCCUGCCCACUCUGACUCACGAACUGACAGCCAGCGAGUUACUGCUGAACAAGAUGUUCCGUGAUGAUGAGCUUGAAGAAUCUGAGAAAUUCUAUGUUGGCCAGCCCCGGUUCUUACUCCUGUUCUAUGCCAUGUACAAUACUCUGGUGGCCCGCUCAGAGAUGGUGUGCUAUUUUGUGAUUAUCCUCAACCACAUGGUCUCUGCCUCCAUUAUUACCCUUGUGCUUCCCAUUCUGAUCUUUCUCUGGGCCAUGCUGUCUGUCCCUCGACCUAGCAGACGGUUCUGGAUGAUGGCCAUUAUCUAUACAGAGGUAGCAAUUGUGGUCAAAUACUUCUUCCAAUUUGGGUUCUUUCCCUGGAAUAAGAAUGUGGAAAUAACCAAAGAUAAACCUUACCACCCACCUAAUAUCAUAGGAGUGGAAAAGAAGGAAGGUUAUGUUCUUUAUGAUCUCAUUCAGCUGCUGGCUCUUUUCUUCCACCGAUCAAUUUUGAAGUGUCAUGGUUUGUGGGAUGAGGAUGACAUCAUCGAUACUGGCACGGAAAAGGAGGAAUCAGAUGAUGAGCUCUCACUCAGUCAUGGACGAAGAGCGUCCUCGGAUUCUCUGAAAUCCAUUAACUUGGCUGCCUCUGUGGAGUCUGUGCAUGUGUCCUUCCCGGAGCAGCCUACAGCCAUCCGGAGAAAACGCUCAGACUGCAGUUCCCAGAUUUCUCCAGGGUCCAGCUUUUCUUCAACUAAGUCCAAAAGAGGAAGCACCAGCUCCCAAAACAGCAGUCAAAAAGGAAGCAGUAUUUUGAGUAUCAAACAAAAGAACAAAAGACAACUCUACAUGGAGAAGCUUCAAGAACAUUUUAUGAAAGCCAAAGCAUUUACCUUAAAGAAGACCCUACAUAUAUAUGUGCCCAUCAGACAGUUCUUUUACAACCUCAUCCACCCAGACUACAGUGCUGUGACUGAUGUGUAUGUGCUCAUGUUCCUGGCUGACACAGUUGACUUUAUCAUCAUCGUCUUUGGCUUUUGGGCCUUUGGGAAACACUCAGCGGCUGCAGACAUCACCUCUUCGCUCUCGGAAGAUCAGGUCCCUGGACCAUUUUUAGUGAUGGUCCUCAUUCAGUUUGGAACCAUGGUGGUGGACCGGGCACUCUACCUUAGAAAGACUGUCCUGGGAAAGGUCAUCUUCCAGGUCAUUCUUGUGUUUGGAAUUCACUUCUGGAUGUUCUUUAUCUUGCCUAUUGUGACCGAGAGGAAAUUCAGUCAGAAUCUGGUUGCUCAGCUUUGGUACUUUGUGAAAUGUGUUUACUUUGGCUUGUCUGCUUACCAAAUUCGAUGUGGCUACCCAACACGGGUCCUCGGGAAUUUCCUCACAAAGAGCUACAAUUAUGUCAAUCUCUUCCUAUUUCAAGGGUUCCGCCUCGUCCCAUUUCUGACUGAGCUGAGGGCCGUGAUGGACUGGGUGUGGACAGACACAACCCUGAGCCUCUCCAGCUGGAUCUGUGUGGAGGACAUCUAUGCUCAUAUAUUCAUCCUCAAGUGUUGGCGGGAGUCAGAAAAAAGAUACCCACAGCCCCGGGGGCAGAAGAAGAAGAAGGUGGUGAAGUAUGGCAUGGGGGGCAUGAUCAUCGUCCUGCUCAUCUGUAUUGUCUGGUUUCCUCUUCUCUUCAUGUCCUUGAUCAAAUCCGUUGCUGGGGUGAUCAAUCAGCCCCUGGAUGUCUCUGUCACGAUUACCCUGGGAGGGUAUCAGCCUAUUUUUACAAUGAGUGCCCAGCAAAGCCAGUUGAAAGUGAUGGACCAGCAAGAGUUUAAUAAAUUUAUGAAAGCCUUUGCUUCUGACACAGGUGCUAUGCAAUUUCUGGAAAAUUAUGAAAAAGAAGACAUAACAGUAGCAGAACUGGAAGGAAACUCAAAUUCUUUGUGGACCAUCAGCCCUCCCAGUAAGCAGAAAAUGAUAAGCGAACUCCUGGACCCCAGUAGUAGCUUCUCUGUUGUUUUUUCAUGGAGUAUUCAGAGAAACAUGAGUCUGGGUGCAAAAGCAGAAAUAGCAACAGAUAAGCUUUCAUUUACUCUUACAAAUAACACUCGGGAGAAUAUAGCUAAGAUGAUAUCUGGCAAUGACACAGAAAGUUCAAAAACACCAGUAACUAUUGAGAGAAUCUACCCAUAUUACGUGAAAGCACCGAGUGAUUCUAACUCAAAACCAAUAAGACAACUUUUAUCUGAUAAUAAUUUUAUGAAUAUCACCAUCAUUUUGUCCAGAGACAAUGCAACUGAAUCUAAUAGUGAGUGGUGGGUUCUCAAUCUGACUGGAAACAGAAUAUACAAUAAGCAUGCUCAGUCUUUGGAACUGGUGGUCUUCAAUGACAAAGUCAGUCCCCCUAGUCUAGGGUUCCUGGCUGGCUACGGUAUCAUGGGACUGUAUGCUUCAGUGGUCCUUGUAAUUGGAAAGUUUGUCCGUGAAUUCUUCAGUGGAAUUUCUCACUCCAUCAUGUUUGAAGAGCUUCCAAACGUAGAUCGAAUUUUGAAAUUAUGCACAGAUAUUUUUUUAGUUCGAGAGACGGGAGAACUGGAAUUAGAGGAAGACCUCUAUGCCAAAUUAAUAUUCCUGUACCGUUCACCAGAAACCAUGAUCAAAUGGACUAGAGAAAAGACAAAUUGAUACUUUUUGACACAGAGACUGCAAGUCAAGUUAACAUUUUUCAACAAAAGAAGAAAAGAGAAAAAGCACAAUAUUCUCCUCAGAGCUGAGCAGUUUUUGUUCAAUGGAAAUGAUUUCUUCUCUGGAAGGUGGCCCAAAGGAGUUGACAGCUUUUGGUAGCCAGUUAACUUUGAACAUUGGAAGCACUGUUAAAAAAUUAUUUGUAAUUCCAUUUCUCUGAAAUCAGGGCUACUUGCUUUAUGUUUUAGUCAACAGUGUGUUUUGCAUUCUGGUUGACUCUGUGAAGUUGUUCCUCAGAGAGACAGAGGAAAAGGAGAAGUAACUUCCUGUGUGACUGUGAGCCCUUUCUGUAAAGAUGAUAUCGUUCGAAUUACAGAUCUCUGUCACUGGUGGGGAAGCUGCUAUUGAGAACAGACGGGCCCUCAGCACACC
Sorex fumeus (smoky shrew) is the source of this 8838-nucleotide messenger RNA. It is a transcript of the gene PIEZO2, whose product is annotated as piezo type mechanosensitive ion channel component 2. Bases 58 to 8406 code for a protein of 2782 amino acids. Gene Ontology annotation, biological process: detection of mechanical stimulus; regulation of membrane potential; cellular response to mechanical stimulus. Gene Ontology annotation, molecular function: monoatomic cation channel activity; mechanosensitive monoatomic ion channel activity. Gene Ontology annotation, cellular component: plasma membrane. The transcript is spliced from 54 exons. The record is from RefSeq and is a predicted model, not a curated record. Lineage: Eukaryota; Metazoa; Chordata; Mammalia; Eulipotyphla; Soricidae.